Molecule: messenger RNA, 975 nt
Organism: Acytostelium subglobosum LB1
Lineage: Eukaryota; Evosea; Eumycetozoa; Acytosteliales; Acytosteliaceae
Exons: 3
Coding region: 1-975 (324 amino acids)
Source: RefSeq, a predicted model, not a curated record
AUGAGACAGAUAUUAUUGUUCUUUGGCCAUGUUGUUGCUAAUCAACCAUCACAAGAGUUGAUCAAUACAAUCGCUACAUUGGUAGCACCAUUGAUCAUCUACUGGCCAGCGAGUAGUAACAGAACAAGUCUUGGUACCGACCUUAUCGAUCAGAGGACAUUCACCUACGUCAUCAACUCUGAGCCGCCCACCGAGCGUGCCAUCGCCCUAACCAAAGAUCUGAUCACUCAUUCAAUCAACUAUAUGAUGUUGUCCAGACUGAUCGAUACACCAGCCGACCCGUUACCACUUUACAUGAUGGAUGGAGAGGUUGUUACACGCAUUGUGCUGGACAAUAUGUUUGUACAUGAGGGUAGCAACCCGAUGAGACAGUUGGGCGAGCUUUGGAUUACAAGUGAUCGAUUGGUAUUCGCAACAUAUAUAUCACAUUCAGAGGAACCACGAGGAUUCCUUCAAGUACACUUGGAUACCAUUGGCUCAUGGACCAGACAGAUACAGGACAAUCAUACAACAUUCCAUCUUCGAGUCAAUCACUUUAGACUACUAGUCGUUGGAUUCCCCACUGAUGCCUCAUCAUCACAACUACAACAGUUUGAGGACAUGUUAGCCGCGCGCAUCUCAGCCCAUCAACGAUCAUCUGCAGGUCCAUAUCCAUUCUCGUUGACUCAUCCCCAGUCCAAUGCCAAGAUGUCCAGGCAAGUGGUCUCGAUAUCAACCACAACAUUCCGAGUUGGUGCCAAUGCAAGAGUUGGUGAAGAUCAUCACCAGAGAGCCUGGAACCUUCCCACGCCAAAGGAUGCCAAGGGAAUAUUCAAGUCAUUCGGUGACAUUGGUCCACUGUCAUUGACGAUCAACCAAGGUAUAAAGUCAAUAGUUAGUGAGCUCGCGGGUGGACGCAGUGUACAAAUCACAUUCGACGACGAUCACAACAACGAACAUGGAUACAAGGAGGAUUGCUGGAACUGGUGCUCAUGA